Messenger RNA from Lutzomyia longipalpis, 1252 nucleotides. RefSeq names its product vacuolar protein sorting-associated protein VTA1 homolog (gene Vta1). Lineage: Eukaryota; Metazoa; Arthropoda; Insecta; Diptera; Psychodidae. Gene Ontology annotation, cellular component: multivesicular body. The record is from RefSeq and is a predicted model, not a curated record. The transcript has 3 exons. Gene Ontology annotation, biological process: late endosome to vacuole transport via multivesicular body sorting pathway. Bases 104 to 1003 code for a protein of 299 amino acids.
AGACAAUAUUUUAUGUGGUUUUAAUGUCAAAAUAGAGUGAGUCAUUUCUGGUUUUUUUUUGCGUUCAUUCAAGGAAAAAGUUAAUUCCCAGGACAAUACAGCAAUGUCCGGUGGUGUCCAGUUCUCAGAGUGUCCUCCCACACUUAAGCCAAUCGCGCAUUACCUGAAAGCUGCCACUGAGCAUGAUUCUCGUGAUAUUAUCGUGGCUUAUUGGUCAAGGCUCUACGCACUGCAGUUGGGCCUGAAGCUCUCCUCCCAUUUGCCCGAGGAGACUAAACUAUUCCUCGAAUUAAUGGAUUGGCUGGAGAAGACAAAGAAGGAGCAGAGUGGAAAUGAAUCGAUUACAAAUGAAGUUGCUGGUCAGGCUUACCUUGAGAACUACGCCCUCAAGCUCUUCCUCUAUGCCGAUAAGCAGGAUAGAGAAGGGAAUUUUGGAAAGAACGUCGUGAAGGCUUUCUACACCGCAGGAAUGAUUUAUGAUGUUCUCCUGACAUUUGGGGAGCUCACAGAUGAGGUGCAGCAAAACAGAAAAUAUGCCAAAUGGAAGGCAGCCUACAUUCACACAUGCUUGAAGAAUGGUGAGACUCCCAUUCCUGGACCCAUGGCAGCUGGGGAGGAAGAUGAUGGUGGUGAGGAAGAAGGUGCCGUAGGAGGAGGUCCUGCUGUGACAAAUGAUGAACCGCAGUCACCACCACCACCGACAGUUCCAAUUAAUCCAGAUACUGGUGCCAUUGACAUUACGUCCCCGGAACAGCUUCCAGAUCCACCGAAAGAGCCCGAAAAACCCCCAGGUGGCUUCCAGGCGUACAUUCCGCAAACAGGUGAAGACACCGAGCCCUACCAACCAUCCCAGGGCGAUGUUACCCUUACUCCGGAUCAAAUUACCAAAGCCCAGAAGUAUUGCAAAUGGGCAGGAAGCGCCUUGAACUACGAUGACAUCUCCACGGCCAUUGACAAUCUCCAGAAAGCCUUGAGGCUUCUCAAAACCGGCCAGGAUGGAUAAAUUCCUUUCCCUACCACAUUUAAAUUUAUAUUCGUUUUAACCGUAAUUUAGUCGUCAGGAAAGGGCAGUCUGGACGUUCUUGAAGUACUUUCCGGGAAUGUCCUUUCCUCUCAGCAACUUCUCACACAGUUUCUUUGCAAAUAGCGCACUUGCUGCUAGCCCAGAAGUUACAGAGCAUAAGAGAAUUUUGCAAAAACUCAAUGAAAAAUGUUAUUUUCUUAAUAAAAAUGCAGUUUUUUUUUUAAAUUA